AUGAGCUCGACAAACAACAACGCCAUGUUCGCACCAGACACGGGUGUUCCAGCGCACUCUCCGCCACCGCUUCACCUCGAGGCAGUGAGUCGCACUGCCAGCAACACGGCGAUGGCGCCAGACACGCGCACCUCAAGCAACUCCCACGCGCGCGACAAAGUCAUUUCAAUAACGGAACUCCUCGUGAAAAUCCUCAGUCACCUGCAUCACAAAGACCUUGCUCGAGCCGAGCGAGUUUGCAAACACUUCAAAGCUCUGAUUGAAGACAGCGUCAAGUUGCAGCAACGGCUCUUCAAUGUGCAUGUUCCCUGGUCUGGCCCAGCACCACUCCCCGUCCACCCCGACCUCAACUAUGGGGGUGAUGGAACGCCAACAGUCCAUCCCGCCGAACACGACCACCCCAUCGUGGAGCUCAACACACUGACAGCAGUCGGCAAGUGGUUCAAGGAGUCCAGCUGGGGCGGCUGGCAUCACCUCGACCUGCAUUUCCCAGCUGAAGCCAUCUCUGCCAAAGUCUCCAGCAUGGCACUCACGAACCCCACGAUUCCCAACAUGCAGGUGAGCUGCUACGUAGACUACACCAUGGGUGCCAGCCCAGACCAAGAAUGGUUUGAUUCCCACGGGCCCUCCUCCUACACCGGACACUACGAGACACUCAACAUCGACCCGGAGACUUUCACGCUGGGCGACAUCGCGGCUGCUGAGGCCAGGCUUCUUGACAGAAUGAGGGCGGAGUACGAUGCCCGUGCAAUAAUGAGCCCCGUCGACGGACUUAACAUGGAGCUUGACUACGAUGAGCCGUGUCCUUAUAACGCGAUUCAGUACAAUUGGACGCUGUUCUUGCCAGCAUCUCUUGAUGUCCAAGUGGGCGGCGAGCCGGUGAGAAGUUAUGCCUCUAAGUUGAGGAGCCCGGCGACGACAUGGGUGUGA
Messenger RNA from Ramularia collo-cygni, 930 nucleotides. RefSeq lists its product as uncharacterized. The transcript has a single exon. Bases 1 to 930 code for a protein of 309 amino acids. The record is from RefSeq and is a predicted model, not a curated record. NCBI's taxonomy places the organism in Eukaryota, Fungi, Ascomycota, Dothideomycetes, Mycosphaerellales, Mycosphaerellaceae. Gene Ontology annotation, molecular function: protein binding.